This is a messenger RNA of Diabrotica balteata, 1167 nucleotides long. The record is from the annotation of a GenBank genome assembly. Lineage: Eukaryota; Metazoa; Arthropoda; Insecta; Coleoptera; Chrysomelidae.
AUGGGAUACGCCGAUACUGUUAGAGAUUUCAGAGGAUUUGCAGUAAAAUUCUAUACUGAGGAUGGAAUUUGGGAUUUAGUUGGAAAUAAUUUUCCUGUAUUUUUCGUAAAGGAUGCUGCAUUGUUUCCAAGUUUUAUUCACGUACUAAAAAGGAACCCCGUUACCCAUAUUAGACCAGACUACGACAUGUUUUGGGACUUCAUCACGCUUCGUGAAGAGUCUAUGCACGCUCUUUUAAUGAUGUUUGCUGAUAGAGGAAUUCCCGAUAGUUAUAGACAUAUGCAUGGUUAUGGUGCAAAUACGUUUGCCUUUGUGAAUGCCCACGGAAAACUCGUUUAUUGCAAAUUUCAUUAUUUAAGCAAUCAAGGUAUUUCAAACUUGCUGUCUGACCAAGCAGAAAAACUAGCAGGAUCUGAUCCCGAAUAUCUUAUUAGAGACCUAUAUAACGCUAUAGACAGUGGUCAGUAUCCAUCUUGGAAUAUGUAUGUGCAGAUUAUGACACCAGAGCAAGCAGCCAAAAGUUCUUAUGAUCCUUUUGAUGAUUCUAAAGUGUGGUUACAUGCUGAUUACCCUUUAAUUCCCGUAGGAAGGUUUGUUCUGAAUAAAAACCCUACAAACUAUUUUUCAGAAAUAGAACAGAUCGCUUUUGAUGUUUCUCAUUUAAUACCAGGUAUUGAACCAUCUCCCGACAGAAUGCUACAGGGUCGUCUCUUUAACUACGGAGACACACACCGUUAUCGUCUAGGAAUCAACAACACCCAGUUACCCGUCAAUAGUGCGUUCCAGGUUAAUACUUAUCAGCGAGAUGGUCAAGAUUCUCUUCAAAGUCAAAAUGGUGCUCCAGUAUACCAUCCAAAUAGUUUCAAAGGACCUGAGGAAGACAAAAGAGCUAAAGCUCUAUCUCCAAUUUGGCCAUUGAGUGGAAAUGCUCAAAGGGUUGAUAAUGGAAAUGAUGAUAAUUAUACACAGCCUAGGUUACUAUAUCAACGAGUUUUAAAACCAAUCGAACGAGGAAGGCUUAUAGAAAAUAUUGUUAGUUGGUUAAAGAGAACAAACAGUACAUUCCAAGAAAGAGCUGUUCUGAACUUUUCAAAAGUAGAUGAAGAUUUUGGAAAAAGGAUUAAGGAAGGAAUAGGUGCUGGUAUCCAUACGCAAGUAAACUUGUAG